ACAGGUAUUUUGCUUAAAACCGAUGAAAUUAAUUUAGAUGACAUGACAGAUGAAAUUAAUUUAGAUAACAUAAUAGAUGAGAUUGUAGUAGAUGAUACAAACGAAUUGAAUAAGGUUCAAUCAUUAAUUGAUAAAUUAAAUCUUGAAAAUUCUCUUAGUGCUAAUAAAUUUAUUCAUUAUGAUAGCACAGUAAUUACAAUAGAAAUAAGAACUAAUGAUGAAAUUUUAGUAGUAAUUAUUCCUAAUAAAGAGGAUGAAAUAGAAGAAGAUCCAGAUCCUUCACCAAUUAUUACUCACAAUGAAGCUAUUGAAUCAUAUGAUAAAAUAAUUUGGUAUUUAGAGUAA
Molecule: messenger RNA, 345 nt
Organism: Diversispora eburnea
Lineage: Eukaryota; Fungi; Glomeromycota; Glomeromycetes; Diversisporales; Diversisporaceae
Source: the annotation of a GenBank genome assembly